Molecule: messenger RNA, 416 nt
Organism: Lagopus leucura (white-tailed ptarmigan)
Lineage: Eukaryota; Metazoa; Chordata; Aves; Galliformes; Phasianidae
Gene: MED11
Product: mediator complex subunit 11
Exons: 3
Coding region: 47-400 (117 amino acids)
Biological process (GO): regulation of transcription by RNA polymerase II
Cellular component (GO): mediator complex
Molecular function (GO): transcription coregulator activity
Source: RefSeq, a predicted model, not a curated record
GCAUGCGGGACCGGAAGUAAGCCCGGAAGUCAGGGAAGGAGGAAGCAUGGCGGGCUACGGCGUGGCCAACGAGAGGCUGCGGGCCCUGGAGGAGCUGGAGAGGGAAAUCGGCGCGGCGUUGCAGAGCGCGGGCUCGGUGAUUUUGGAGCUGUCCAAGGAAAAGGCAGCAGAGCGGCUGCUGGAGCGACAGGCGGCUGCAUUUGGGGCGGCAGUAGCCAAAGUGGAGGCCGAGCUGGGGGCCCAGAUCCGGUACCUGACACAGGUGGCCACCGGGCAGCCCCACGAGGGCUCGAGCUAUGCGGCGCGGAAGGGCUGCCAGCUGGCCCUGAACAGGAUGGAAUACGCCAGGAGGAGGCUGGCGGAGCUGGCGAGGGGCUGCCAGCAGCUGCUGGACGCUUAGGGGGAUGUGGGGCAGC